AUGAAAAUUGUCCAAGAAGAGACAGAAACAGCAGCUUAUUCGUUAGAUCUCUUACUUCCAUUCAGUCGGUUCGGUAUGAAAUUGAAUUGGGCCACCGAAACGUUUCUGGAUUGUUACAAUUCAAUAAAAUAUAAUGGAACUGUAAGUGAGGCAAGCUUGAAACCGAUCCAAGAUGAUUUGAUGCAGCUUUUGGUUGUGCCUGCCAAGAAGGAAUCAGACCUGACCCUCCCUGAGGAGGUUGAAUUUACAGAUGGGAAAUUCAAGUUGAACACGCAGUUUAUGGAAGCUGCCACCAUCUUGUCACUGGAAUUGGCAUUGCCUACCUUUGAUACCGCAGAAUUACUUCAUGAGGCAAGUACCAUAGAAUUUCAAUCUGGUGUAGACUUCAUGGAUAGUGGUAGAAUAGCAUUUUUCCAUAGAUUCCAGUAUAUAUUGAAUAUUGUGGGAUACUUGACUGCCACAAGGCAAUUGCAUUUGAUAACCAAUGACUUCCAAUCAAUUUUCCUGAAUUUAAUAGCUUCAUUCGAGUCAAUUUACACUAGGUUGAAUACAUUGAAUGAACUCAUCGACAAGCAGAAGAUCACUGGAGAUGUAAAUAAUCUUCAGUUUGUAAAUGCUUCACAGUACAGUAAGCUGGAGAUCUUCAAUCACCACGAACUUCUAGGUUCCAUUUACUUCAAUUUGAUCAGCAAUUAUGGUGACCAUGUGGCCACUACUGCCAAUUAUGAGAGAGUCAUUGAAGUAAUUACCAAGAAUUUGAAGGAUGAAGAUAUAUUUACAGUGCAUUACUUGCCAGGGUUAUUAAAAUUCUUAACGUCAUUCGAAGAAAUAAAGGCACCAGAAGUUGAGAAGUUCCAUAAAGCUGUCACCAGCAAAUUGACCGCUGAUUAUUCGAAAGUUUCAUCAGUGUCAACAAGUGCUUCUUCAUCGUCAGACAGUGAGAUUGAUGUCUCUAAAUCAGCACUUCAACCAUUGGAAGUUCUUCUAGCACUUAUCGGUUAUACUUCCUUCAUAUCAUGGUGUAAGAUAGAUGAAAAGAGAACUUCCCAAUAUAGCUUCCAAGAUGACAUCCUCAAAUACGUUGAAUGGUGUAUUAGUUAUGGAGCUCUUGAGAAAUUGCUAUGCAUAGCUUCAGACACAACAUACAAGGGAGAUCAUCUGAACUUCUCAUCAAUAUUUGUAUAUGAUUUCCGUUCAUUACUUCAAAAGACAUUACCUUCCCUUACCCCUAUUAAAAUUGCGUACCCUGGAGCAACCGAGUUACUAAACAUUGCAUCAACACGCCCUGACUUAUUAUCUAAUACUGAGGCGUUGGUGAGCACAGACAAGUUCAAGAUUGGCCAAGAUUUCAAUAAUGAUUUGGUUGGACCUUUACUCCAUAAUUUCUUUAAAGCAUUUGUUAAAAAUGCUGCAAUUAUUUUAACUCUGUUGAGGGACAGUGAAGAAGACUUUUUGUUGAGUGCAUCGACCGGGAAGGAGGAAGAAAGAGAGGAGAAUAUUAAAAGGACAAACAACGACACAAACUCAGCUUCAGAUAUUUCUUCUUCAGCAGGCCAUCGUGGUGAUUCUUCCGACAGGGAUUCCAUUGAUUUGGAUGAUAUAGCCAGUAGGUCUGACUUAGAGAGGUUCUACUUGGCAUUUGCCUAUACGCAUCAGAAUAGACCUGAGCUUUGUUCAUUAUUUUGGAAUGAAGAAAACACUGUCUAUGAACUUUUGGGCUUAAUUAACUGGGGGUUAACAAACAAUACAUCGCCCUUAAUUACAGCAACAUUCUGUAUUCUACUUGGUUCAUUAACAUACGGAAAUGAAAAUGACGACUUUUCUGUGAAAAUAUGGGAAAUCUUGAUAAAUAACAAUAGCACCACCAGUACAAAAAGAAAUGAUUAUUCAAAAGUCUCAGUUGAUUCAAUCUGUGAAAGUUUAUAUUACUACAUUGAUAUGAUGAAUAAGAAUUUCAAAGAAGACUUACAGUAUCAGCAACAGCAUCAGAGGAAUUUGUUACAGGAUAUUUUGUUACCAACGCACACUGCAGUAGGUGCUGGAAACAGCUCCUCAAUACAUCAUGGUGGUAGUGGUAGUGGAUCUGUUUCGAAUUCGAAUGAUGAUUCAGAAGCAAUAACACCAAUAGUCAUAGAACUUGCUGAAGACUCCGUGGUUUUCAUUUCAGGGUUCAUCCAAUUAUUGAGUAGCAUUGUAAAGAACCUCCCAAGCUCUUCAAAUCCAAGAUCAAACGAAAUAAUGAAAUCCAUAUUCGCUAGAUUUCAACCGAUAAUUUGUGAGUUUUUAAAAUUUGAUAAUUUGAUUACAAAUUCUAAAACUACAGUAGGAACAUCUAUAUUUAUUAGUGAUGAUAGUAGGGUUAUAUUAAUCAAUUUAAUAUUUGAUUUUCUCGGGGCAUUUGUUCAUGAAGACCUCACUUUGAGAUAUAAAAUAUGGGAUUUUGUUGACAGAUGGAUUUUUAAAGGUGGUUGGCCAGAUGCCGCCACUGUCAAUUCGACAGCGUCGGCCUCAGCAUCAACUAUGACAAAGACAAAUACUCUUGCAGGAAGCAGUGGUGAUUCGAGUAAUGAUAUUGGAAGUGGUUACAAAUCAGUGAGAAUUGUACAGCAUUUCCAAAAUACCCUUACCCAACUUUCUCAGGUUUCAAAUUUCAUCAUCCUUUUGAAAAAAUUACUUCUGAAUACGAACCAAGAUGUUAAAGCAUUCAAAAAGUAUAGAUUGUUAUAUCCAGCCGAUUUAGGAAAUGGCUAUCGAAAUAUUGGUAUUUGGCCAUACAUUGAAUACCUCUUACUAGAAGUGUUCGCAAAGUCUGAAAGUUUAUCCGAGGAAAGGUUAGAUAUUCAGUUACCUAUUCUAGAGAUAAUCUUAGAUUCUUUAAAUGAAAUUGAUUGGGUCUUCUUGAAUGACAUUGCACCAGUAACGAUAAGAAGAUUAGAUUUGAAUCAAUGCGUAGAAUAUGAAGGUGUUGGCUUUACGUUUGAGAACUUCAUAAAACUUCAUCAUUCUUUGGCAGUUUUAAACUAUUUGUUUGACGAAAAUGUAUACAAAGUCUUAUUUAAAAUCUUAGAGAGAGAAGGUGAAAGCGGAGAAGGUGAAGGUUGGGCCGUUGAAUCUAUUUUGAAAAUUACUCAAUCCUUGUUAGAACUUCAAGACACAUUUAUUAACAGUUUAUUACCAAUUAUAAGAAACAAAGGAGGGGAUAGUACAGAGAAUAAUACUGUUGGUAACGGUAGAUCAAAUGGAACUUUUGCAGGAUACGGAACUAAUAUGAGUAUUGUACUUUCGACUCCAAAAACAGUUUGGGAUAAUAUAUAUUACCCUAAAAAUAUUGGAUUACAAGGAAUUAGCAACUUUUACGAGAUUUUCGUCUUUAACUUGCCUGUUAUUGCAAUGUUUGGAUUAUUUGUGGGCUCAUUUAAAGUGUCGAUAUCAACGUCUUCAAUUCAAAUUUUAAAAGGUAUUUCCCAAUCGAGCUUCUUCACUAAUUCAAAAGGUAAUGUUUUGAAUAAGAAUAGGUUAUUGACUACUUUCGAAAGCAUCAAUGAAUCUGAGAGAAUCAAAUUUGCGUUCAUGAAGCAAUUGCAGAGAUCAAUUGACACUGAAGAGGACUUAGAGGUGAAAUUUAAAGUAUUGCAGUUCUUAAUUGAAAAUAUUGAGCCUAGUGAUGCAAGCUUAUCUCAUUAUUUACUAGGAUAUGAAUUCAAGGGAAAUUCAAUAACAUUGGAGGAAAAAGGAAACCAAAACAGCUUGCUUAAGACCUUACUUCUUUUGUUAGACUCUUCUUUGAAUUCUAUUUCAGACAUUGACUAUAAGAACGGGAAUGUCCACAUAAUAGAAUUCGCACCUGCGGCUCUAGCAUCUAUGAUUUUAGAAAUCUUGGUUAAGUUAUGCAGAGACUUUAUUUCAUCAAAGGUGACCCUUGAUUAUUUAAGAGAGGAAGGAGCCUUAUUUACAAAGUUAAUUCGAUGCCAGCCUAAUAUAGACUUGUCAUCUAUAUGGGCUACGAAAAGCUUUGAUGGUGAUUUACAGUCGACACAUCAAAACUCUUUCACUGAUGGAGAAUGUAUUGUGACCUUAUUUUCGUUUAUACGUCAUAGAAAUAUGAUCCUACAGUACCUUUCUCUCGAAUUCCAUGCAACAUCUAACCAAAAAUCAAUCACGAGAAGCGAAUACUAUAUCGAUUUAUUAUUAAAUGACAACGAGUUUUUAAACGGUUCUCCCAAGGUCUUAUCAUUCUUGGAUAUCUUGAAUUUUAGAUUAGAUGAUUUAGAUGUUUCAAGUUAUGAAAGCUUUGAUCAAAAAUACAACUUAUCAAAUGUUUUAAGUAUUAUGAAGAGAGAUCACAAGGGUAAUGAGGUCUUAAAUUUAGAGGUCAUGGAGAAGAUUUACAAAGUGGUCUGUAAAAUGUCUACCAUCAUCAGCAAAGAGCUGAAAAUGUUGUUCUCACAAGAAAUUAUGGAUGAAGGUAAUCACAUAAUUGAAUUCUUGACUAAGUAUGUGGUUUACGAAGAGUUUAGGUCUACACAAUUGUCAUGCCUUCACUCUUGGACUCAAUUAAUCCAGGUUUUACUUACUGAUGGUAAAAUGACGAAAUCCAAAAAGUCAAAUUUCAUAAUGGAAGUUUUCCAAAUUAUUUUACCGAAGAUUAACGAUUACUUGGAGUCUGAUAUUCUUUUCGCUAAGGAAUUGAUUUCAUUGAGUGUUUUGUUAUUUGAUUUCUACGACAGAGAGGAAAAUAGUAGAAGCGAGGUAUUAUUUCCCCUUUUUCAAACAUGUAUCAAUGGAAUCUUAUCAUCAUAUCUGACUUCGGAAUUGAGGUCCGAUUUAUACGUAUUGGCAAAUAAAUUUUUACAAAAAUCAUUUGAAAAUAAAGAAAUAUUGAAGGAUCUCGGAAACUCAAUCAAAUCGGUUGAUAAAAAAUUUGUUGAUAUCCUUUGCAAUGAUUCCAUUUACGCUGAAGGUUCGCAAAGAAUAACAGCACUUAUAUUAUUGGAAAGUUUGAUUCAUUUGUCUUCAAUUAGUAGAAUUAACUUCGUAUUGGAUAGUAUUAUCAAAAACAACUCAUUGUCUCUACUCGUUAGAUCAUUGAAAAGGACAGAUGAAAUUUUCAACAGUAAUGGAGACUCUGGAUUCAGCUUAAACAAUUUGCUAUAUGAAUUGACUGCUUUCAAGACAACUUUAUAUUUGUUACUUAGAAUAGCAACUACUAGAUCAGGGGCUUCACAGUUAAUUCAAUGUGAAUUAUUUCCUAUCAUUAAAUCUAGUAAAUUCCUAGCAAUUGAUCCAGAUUUGGGUUUGAAUUUGAAAAUUGCAAGUUCUGUCGCAUUCGGUACUUCAGGAGGCGUUUCAGAGAAGGCAAAUGACAAUAAUAACUUCAGUGUUCACUUAUCUCUCGACACUCCAUUAUCGUUAGCUGGAAAUUCUGAUUCUAAUUCUGGAGACAUUUCAUAUUUCGAAUUUUUGGUACCAGUCUUCCAAUUGAUAACAGGUGUUUUGGUAUCUAUGGGUCCAUCAUAUAAACCAAGUAUUGUACAAGGUAAAGAGCUCCUAAAGCAUUUCCACCAACUAAUCGUUGGAGUGCUCAAAAGAGAUGCGUUAAUUGAGAGUAAGAAACUGGAUUCGAAGAAAUUUUCACAAGUCUAUUCAGAGGAAAGUAUCUCAAAUGUAGGAUUGAGAGAAUUGGUGAAGCUAAUAGUCUUAUUGGAUUCGUUAGUUUCCGAGCAUGGUGAAUCAAAAUAG
Dujonia railenensis is the source of this 5739-nucleotide messenger RNA. Lineage: Eukaryota; Fungi; Ascomycota; Pichiomycetes; Serinales; Debaryomycetaceae. The record is from the annotation of a GenBank genome assembly.